GUCAACCUUGGAGAGAGAAUGGAGGUAACAGCUGUGGCCACGCAAGGAGGGUACGGGAGCUCCGACUGGGUGAGCAGCUACAUCCUCAUGUUCAGUGACAGCGGGAGGAACUGGAAGCAGUACCGGCGAGAAGAAAGCAUCUCGCUGGAUAUGCAGAGCUUUGGUGUAGACCAGUUAUCUUCCACACUACCCCACCGUACACCCUGUGCCUCUUGGGAAGCAUCCACCAUUCUCCCUACUUUCUAUCCUGAACUCAGGGCCUAACUAGGCUUCUCAGAAAAUAUUUCUCGAAAUAGUGCACUUUUUUCACAGAUUUCCUAGAAGACACCCUCCAAAACAUUGAAUUUUACAGAACUGUUUGGAUCUCUCUCAAUCCUUGAAGAUGCCCAACGUCGACUGUGGCUUGC
Molecule: messenger RNA, 407 nt
Organism: Neogale vison (American mink)
Lineage: Eukaryota; Metazoa; Chordata; Mammalia; Carnivora; Mustelidae
Product: contactin-associated protein-like 3B
Exons: 2
Coding region: 19-264 (81 amino acids)
Source: RefSeq, a predicted model, not a curated record